CCAUGUGAAGUUGGCCAAAAAUGUAUAUCAGCCAUGUACAAUCAGACAAUAUGCCUAACAUUUGAUACACCUUGUGACAGUAAUCCUUGUCAAAAUAAGCGUGUGUGCAGAAACAAGGUCAAUGGAUACAGAUGUAUUUGUCCAGAAGGUUACGACGGAGUCAAUUGUGAAUGGAACUUCGAAUAUUUCACAGAUUCAUCAGCAAUAAUAAGCUCUCCGGGCUACCCUAACUACUAUACGAAUAACCUUAGGUACAAAUAUUCCAUACGAGUGCAACCUGGACAUAACAUUACCCUGACAGUUUCUAGAGUCGACACCGAAGAAUGUUGUGAUCACGUUCGAGUUUAUGAUGGAUCAACUAUGUCAUCUUCGCUCUUACUGAAGCGUUCUGGUUCCAUAAGUAGUAGUAUAAGAGUCCAGUCAACCAGCAAUUACAUGCUCGUAGUAUUUACAUCUGACCACAGUAAUACUGGUAGGGGAUUUAAAGCUACAUAUUUCUCUUAGUCUUGAGGUUUACUAAAAAAUGAUGAGAAAUUUCGUGUAAAUGUUGUACCACUACAAUAAAGUUGAUGUCAAGUAAAACUAUACACCGAAUCAAUUUCGCACAAACUAAUAG
Mytilus trossulus (common blue mussel) is the source of this 616-nucleotide messenger RNA. RefSeq names its product fibropellin-3-like. The transcript is spliced from 5 exons. Lineage: Eukaryota; Metazoa; Mollusca; Bivalvia; Mytilida; Mytilidae. Gene Ontology annotation, molecular function: calcium ion binding. Bases 34 to 504 code for a protein of 156 amino acids. The record is from RefSeq and is a predicted model, not a curated record.